Molecule: messenger RNA, 423 nt
Organism: Fraxinus pennsylvanica
Lineage: Eukaryota; Viridiplantae; Streptophyta; Magnoliopsida; Lamiales; Oleaceae
Source: the annotation of a GenBank genome assembly
AUGUCGAAGCGAGGACGCGGAGGAUCGGCGGGGAACAAGUUCAGGAUGUCGCUGGGUCUGCCAGUGGCAGCGACGGUGAACUGUGCUGAUAACACAGGGGCGAAGAACCUCUACAUAAUUUCAGUUAAAGGAAUCAAGGGGCGGCUCAACCGUCUUCCCUCAGCCUGCGUCGGCGACAUGGUCAUGGCCACCGUCAAGAAGGGAAAGCCCGAUCUUCGUAAGAAGGUCAUGCCCGCAGUCAUCGUCCGCCAGCGUAAACCUUGGCGCAGAAAGGACGGCGUUUUCAUGUACUUUGAAGAUAAUGCUGGGGUCAUUGUGAAUCCAAAAGGUGAAAUGAAAGGUUCUGCCAUCACUGGCCCAAUUGGGAAAGAGUGUGCUGAUCUUUGGCCUAGGAUUGCCAGUGCUGCCAAUGCUAUAGUCUAG